Molecule: messenger RNA, 2845 nt
Organism: Hyla sarda
Lineage: Eukaryota; Metazoa; Chordata; Amphibia; Anura; Hylidae
Gene: SPOCD1
Product: SPOC domain containing 1
Exons: 16
Coding region: 272-2527 (751 amino acids)
Biological process (GO): DNA-templated transcription
Cellular component (GO): nucleus
Source: RefSeq, a predicted model, not a curated record
GCUGUAGUCUCCACAUUCUCUCUCUUAUCUCCUGGACAAGAAAGCAAGCACAAGUCCUGUACAAGUCAAGUCCAGCAUAUCUAGGCCAAAGCCUAUAAACCGGCAGCCACAUCAAAUCUACGCGGCAUUCAACUUUGAACACGGCGUGAGCAGCGACGUAAUACCGACGCUGGAAAGCGAGGCCCGGACCCCGGAGAAGAUGCAAAAGAUGCCGGAGGAUCGCGAAGUGGACCCGGAGCAGCGGGGAUAGACCAAGUAAGGAAGAUAAAACAUGGAUAAAUUACAUCUUGAGGACCCAUCAAAGCAGGAUGACCGUGACUGCCACAGCCCACUGGGCUUGUUUGAGAAAUUCAAGGUGGAGUUUUCUUCUGAAGCUGUAUCUAUUCCUAAUGCCAAUCUACAGUUACCUUCAGGGUCAGAAUCCCUUUCUACAUUGGAGACGCAACAUCCAAUGGUUACCCCUCAAAAUGUAAAGAAGCUGAUUCCGGAGAAAAGCAGCUUGUUAAAAAGGAUGCGAUGGAUGAUGGAUAUGGCCUCUGCUGCCAGUAAUGAGGAAGACAGCGUUCGGCAUAAUGGCGUCAAAGUCGUAUUUUAUAGAAGAGAAGAUGAAUCGUGUGCACUGCUGGGAUCCUGGAAUGCAGAUUCCAAGGAAGUAGAGAUACUGGAUGAAUUGGAGAGUCCUUCUAACCAGAAAGAAUUGGACCAUCAGAUAAUAAUACAAGAUGUAUCUGAUAAUGAUGAUGUCAUAUUUUGUGGAGAUUAUGGACACAUUUCACAGAAGAAAGUACAAUUUCUGUUUGACGUAGCAAGGUCACCUGACAACCUGCAAGUAUCAGAUCCAAAAAUGACAAAAAGAAAAUUAAAAAAGAAAACGCAUGACAGUGAAAAGGCACAUGAUUUUGACUUUCUACCUUCAACAAAGUCUCCUAAAAUAGUUCGGGAUACCACAGUGCAGGCACUCUCUGAAGUCCUGAUUAAGAGGGUUAAGGAGAUACAGAAUCUUGAUGUUUCCAAGGAAACAUUGAAAAAACUGGCAGAGAAUAUUGAAGAAGAAAUAUUUUGCUUGUAUCAUGAUACUGGGUUGAGAUACAAAACAAAGUACAGAAGUCUUCUCUUCAACUUGAAGGACCCCAAAAAUAACGCUUUUUUUCAACAUGUGGUACUUGGAAAUAUCAUUCCACAACGUCUUGUUCAGAUGAGCCCUACAGAAAUGGCUCGGCAAGAGCUAACAGAUUGGAGAAACCAAGAGAGGCUGCAUUCUUUGGAGAUCAUUGAGAAAGCAGAGAAGGAACUAAAUCAACAUCAGCAGAAGAUAAAGCUCACACACAAGGGGCUGAUUGAGAUUGAUACAUCACCAGAUCAAAUGUUUACUUUAGAGGAUCUGUCUGAUUCAUCUUGGUUUUCCAAAGAUUUACAAGAUUCAGAGGUUGAGAAACGGUCAAAAAUCGAUACAACAGCACAACACAAAAGUCACCUCCUGGACCUUAAUUGUCUCAUAUGCAUGGGGAAAGUCAAACCUUCAGAUAUGAUGGAUAUGAACCAAUGGACAAAUGUAAAGUUACCACUCAAAACUACAACAGAAAACAGCGAUGUGGAGAAGCUGCUAUCCUUAGAGGCAGGAGAAGCCAUUGAAAAUGAUGCUCUAGCAGCUAAAAGUCGUAACACCUGUUCAUCCCAGUCUGUGGCGUGGAAAGGCUUCAUUCAGAUGUUUGCUAUUAAGCAAUUCAAAGUGACAGCCAGCCAAGUUUCUGGUUAUAGCGAUCACCUUUGUCAGAAAUUACCAAAGAUGAUCACGAGCAAAGGCUUCAUCUGUCAGGAAUCAGUCUGGGAAUAUGUGGAACUUAUCUGGCCAGCAUCCACUAAGGAUAUGUGCCUGCUGCGCUUCUGUCCUCAGACCUCCAGUGAUGCUGUAUUCUAUAGUCGGCUCUUCUCCUACCUCAACCGCAAAGUUAGAUAUGUAAUCGUCAAUACUGACAAGAUGGAGGCCUUUGUUAUUCCCUUGCCGGCAUGCCAACCAAUACCUUCCCAACUCCGCCCCUUAGGAGGGCCAGGUCUUGCUGAUGACCAUCCUCAUCUUCUGCUGGCCCUACUUCUUCCGAACCAUCCAUUUUGGUCUUCAUGCCCCAGAAAGGUUAUCAAAAUACACAGAGAGGAAGAGCUUGAUGUUCCUGAUGACAUAUUUUCAUCUAUAUUGGAAGAUGUAGAAAGGGAGGAGAAGCAAAUGACAGAACAAGGCCUCCCCCCUAUAGGAAAUGAGAGUUCUAGGGUGACAGAAGUGGGUAUGCCAGAGCUUAUGAAUAUUUUGUGUUUUCUGUCAAAUAACCUGCAGGAGAUUGCAGCCCAAAACAAUAGUUUUCAAAUUGGGCCCCCAGAUAACCAGCCAAACCCCAUACCAACAGCAGCCCCUGUUUGGCCAUCAUAUCUCAUGGCUCCUGGUUUUCAGGCUCCUGCCUCAAACAAUAAUCCAGCUGCCAUGUUUGAUCCAUCAACCAUGUUUGGCCCAUCUGGCUUCAACCCUUCACUCUAAAAGCAAAAUACUGUUUGGUUUAUUGCAUAUAGUUAUAUAAUUUUAGACAAGGUGUGUAAAAAUUUUUAUUUUUUAUUUUUUUUGAAGGGCAGCUACAGUGUUAAAAAAAAAUGAAUCUUUCUUUAUAACUACUUUUACCAUUUUAAUGUGUACAUUUCUAAAGAUUGUCUAUAUAUGUUUUUCUUUUAGUGCAGUUUUUUAAAUACUGUUUAUUGUUUACUAAGCAUUUUAAAACAUAACACAUUUUUAAGGUUUUGUAUGUUGUAAUUAUUCUGUGAAAUAAUAUAGUAAACAUUUUGGUCAAAGUGUUGUUGUGUA